This is a messenger RNA of Rhipicephalus sanguineus (brown dog tick), 1652 nucleotides long. RefSeq names its product very-long-chain 3-oxoacyl-CoA reductase. Lineage: Eukaryota; Metazoa; Arthropoda; Arachnida; Ixodida; Ixodidae. The transcript has 10 exons. Gene Ontology annotation, molecular function: oxidoreductase activity. Gene Ontology annotation, cellular component: endoplasmic reticulum. The record is from RefSeq and is a predicted model, not a curated record. The coding region runs from base 174 to 1241 and encodes 355 amino acids.
UUCUCCGUGCCCAAAGAGGAAAACACGGGAGGCACAGACAGAUCACCGGCGAGAUUCCGUCUCGCUGCAGCGAAUCUACCCCUCGCAUAGCUUGUCAGUCGGUGUUAAUUUGAAGAAACAGUUUCAUCAGUUGCUGCGGGGAGUCUCGUCGACUUGCACACGCACCGGCGACCAUGGCUAAGGACGGCCACUGUCCACUCGCCGACCCCGGCGUUACCUACUCGGUGUCUGUGUUCGCUUAUCUAGGACUUUUCUUCGCCGUCUACCUCCUUUGCCGCAUCCUGUACGCGCUAUGGCAGGGAUUCUACACCUGCUACCUGGCCCGCUGGCUGGGCCACAACAUCAACCUUCGCAAGAUGGGCGAGUGGGCUGUUGUCACGGGUGCUUCAGAUGGCAUUGGCCGGGCAUACUGUGAAGAGCUUGCAGCACGGGGCCUCAACAUUGUGCUCAUCAGCAGGACGCUAGAGAAGCUCGAGGCAGUGGCUCAUGACAUUGAGGAGGCAUCCAAUGUUAAGACCAAGGUUAUUGCUGUCGACUUCACAUCCAGUGGUGAUAUUUACGACACGAUCCGGAGGGAAUUGCAGGGUCUGGAGAUCGGAGUGCUUGUGAACAAUGUUGGCGUCAGCUACGUUUACCCCGAGUUCUUCAGCGCAGUUCCCGAUGGCGACAAGGUCAUGGACAGCAUCAUCAGGGCCAACUGUGUUGCUGCAACCAUGAUGACUCGCAUCUGCCUGCCUCAAAUGGAUGAGCGUCGCCGCGGAGUCAUCAUCAAUGUGUCGUCCAUCUCCGGGAUGCACCCACUGCCCCUGCUCAGCGCGUACGCCGCCUCCAAGGCUUACCUGGACCGCCUGUCUCAAGGGCUUCAUGCUGAGUACAAGGAUCGUGGCAUCUUUAUCCAGUCCGUGAUGCCAGCGUACGUGUCCACAAAGAUGUCCAAGAUCCGCAAGGCCACCUACAUGGUUCCAACGGCCACCACCUACGUCCGCGAAGCCCUCGACACUGUCGGUGUUGAGCACGCCACUUACGGCUAUGGUCCACACAAAGUCAGGGCUCUGGUCCAGCGGAAGCUGAUGGAGUGCCUGCCCCACAACGCGUUCAUGAACAUCUCGAAAGCCUCCCUGCUCCAGAUCCGCAAGCUCUACUACAAGAAGAAAGGCAUCGAGGACACUUUCCUGGGAAAGCGUAGCUCCACCGCGAGGGCCGCAGAGGGCGACGUGGGAGAGCAGAUCAAGAGCCAGUGAAACAGAGCCGAAGGCGUCGUCUAUCAUUUUCAAGCUUCUCAAGCGCACGUUGGCACACUGCAACAACGUGCACAAACUCAUCACUUUUUCACUUGUAAUGAAUGCUCGGAUUUCUGGAAAGGGGGGUAGUGCUACUACUACUACUACCGCUGUUGGGGAAGGGAGGUUCUACUUUUUGUCUCGUCCCUUUUUUUCUUACACCCCCGUUCUGAUUCUUGCCUUGCAUUUGUCGUCUUGCGUUUUUGAACAUUUCUGAGGGGGACCUUAUAGUCAACGUGUUCCGAUGCCUUGCAUUCCAUAUUUCAUUUGUACAGAGACGUGCUGUGCUUUCUUUCUUUUUUUUGUUUGUGGCUUUUUUUUGCCAAUUUUUGUCACCUCGUGAAGAGGUCAAUAAAGGUUUUGUAAAGUGUA